GAAGCUAGGGGCCAGUGAGGGCACCAUCAACCAGGAGAUCCAACGCUACCAACAACUGGAGUCUGUGGCCGUCAACGACAUAAGGAGAGACGUCAGGAAGAAGCUCCGGCGCUCCAGCAUGAGGGCGGCCUCGCUAAAGGAUAAGUGGGGUCUUGGCUACAAACCGAGUUACAAUCGUUCCAAAGCAUUUCAGCAGCAGCGGGUCGACCCCCUCUGAAAAGGAUGGAGAGACAGAGUUCCAGAUUAGGAGAUGUGGAGGAUUUACCGGAUGCCCGCCUGGACGUGGCGCCUCCAGGACCAAGAGUCACCUUCAGCAUCCAGGACACGAUGAAAAGACAGGCUUUGGAUGCAUCAAAUGCACCCAUCAGUCCAGGAGAGAUAUUCAAGUUUCCCGAGGAGAACGAGGGGGAACUGUUGUCCGUCACCAUUGAUGAUCCAUCCCAUGCUCAUCCUCUUCUCAUCACUCCAUCGCCAUCCAUUAGUCUGGGCCCACACUCAGUUUUCAGUUCCCCUGGCACACCUGCCAUCUUCUCACCCAUAAUUCCCUUCCAGCAUGAUGACGCGAGGCGAGACGAGCUGUCGUCUUCCUCUUCCGAAGAGUCUGAAAACGAGGACGACUUUGAACACGGCAGACCGCCCAGCUAUCUGAGGCCUUUCCAAACAUCUCACAGGAAGUCAACAGGCUUUUCAGCUGUGAGUCAGCUGUUCAGCGACCGCUGGCCGAGCACGCCUGUCGGUCGCAGCUUCAGCGGCCCAACAACCGAAAGAAAUAUCGACUUUGAGCUUGAUAUUCGUGUGGAGAUCGACAGCGGGAAGUGUGUCCUUCACCCCACAACUCAGCAAAACGAGCAUGAGGAUGUUUCUCUGAGGAGGAGCUGCGAGCGCAGUCUCAGGAGCCUGGAUCAGGAUUCUCCCCCCAAGAAGAAGAAAGUGCAGCCAAACUACAACUCCACCAGCCAUCUCCUAGCUGGCAAGAAAUGCCCCUCUACCCUGCAGACUAAAUCCAAUGACAUGGAGACGACGGUCUUCUACAUUCCUGGAGUAGAUGUUAAGUUGCACUACAAUUCCAAGACCCUGAGGAUGGAGUCACCCAAUGCCUCCCGUGGAUCCUCCCUCCCUCGCACUCUUUCCAAAGAGUCUAAGCUGUAUGGUAUGAAAGAUAGCGGCCCUCCCAUUCCUCUCAAUGCUGUCCAAAUCAAGACUAACUCGCUCCUACCUCCCCCGCACCCACCUCUUCCAUCAGGUACUGAGAAUUCCCUGAAACUCUGUUGCAUGUUGUAUCAUCUCUAGUAACUGACACCAGAGGUCAGCAUCUCUCCACUGUGGCCUCUUAGAUCGACCGAGCGAGUAGCAGGGUUGAAUGUCCGGUGAAGA
Messenger RNA from Thalassophryne amazonica, 1374 nucleotides. RefSeq names its product KIAA1109 ortholog. Gene Ontology annotation, biological process: synaptic vesicle endocytosis. The transcript is spliced from 8 exons. The record is from RefSeq and is a predicted model, not a curated record. Bases 223 to 1290 code for a protein of 355 amino acids. Lineage: Eukaryota; Metazoa; Chordata; Actinopteri; Batrachoidiformes; Batrachoididae.